UAGUAUAUAUAACAAUAGAAUGACAAGUAGAAAGUGAUAUUUAGACAAAAAAAAAAGAAACUGAGUAAUUUUAAAAUCAAUCUCAUUACUCUCAAAUAAAAAUAAUUUGAUUCGCAACAUAAAUAUUUAUCUUUUAUAUAACCUCUCUUUAAUUUUUAUUUACUUUUUUAUCAAUUUUCUUUUUCAUUAUAUACACAUCAUAUAGAUUGGAUAAUUCUCUUGGAAAUAUUAAAAAUAUGACCUUGUAUGUAGGCAAUACAUUCUAAGCAUUGAGUGACGUAAGAUUACCGUGCGAUAUUUUACAUAUUUGUAAGAACAAAGAAUGAUUUUUCACGCGUAUAAGUGGUAUGGAUAAUAUUUAAGAAAAACAUCUCGACCACAAUACAUAGCGUCGAUAAAAUGCGCACAGUCUGUUAAAAGUUCGCGUCAUUCGCUUAUGUAUGAUAAAAUCCGCGAAUAAAAAUAUUUCUUCAUAUGUAUAUGUAUUAUACAUAUAUAUGUAACAUAUCGUUUCAUAUUCGAUGCUUUAUACCGAUAACGAGAUUGCUAAGUUUGUUAAUUAAAGAUGUUUGUGCGUUAUUUUUCCAUAUAUCUACUUCCUUUUUGGUUUGGAACGAUCAUGGCCGCGAGUGCGCUAAGAUCCAUCACAAUGAUAAAAUGGGGUUCUGUGAACGGUCAGGAGAUUAUGAAGUACACACUAACAAAUAGCAAUAAUCAAGAAGUCGAUGUUGUGACAUAUGGUGCGACAGUAACCGCCAUCAGAACACCAGAUAAAGAGGGUAACAUAGCAGACGUCGUACUCGGUUUCGAUAACGUCGAAGAAUAUCAGUCGUCAAAUAAUCCAUAUUUCGGUGCCACCAUCGGACGUGUUGCCAAUCGCAUCAGCAAGGCAACUUUUGUCGUUGAUGGUCAACGUUACCAGGUAUCGAAAAAUAUAGGCGAAAACAGUCUUCAUGGCGGAACUCACGGUUGGAGCUCGAAGGUUUGGAAUGCCUCGAUCGAUCAUGAUCGCGUAAUUAUGACCUUGAUCAGCCCGAAUGAAGAUGAGGGUUAUCCAGGAAGGGUAAUGGCAUGUGUUACUUUUCAAUUGACUGAUGACGGAGAACUGCACAUAGAUAUGACAGCUGAAUCGCCUGAAAAGGCAACGCCGAUUAACUUGACAAAUCAUAGCUACUUCAAUCUUGCUGGACAUACUACAAACGCAGAGGAAUUAUAUAAACAUGUAUUCACCUUGAACACAGAUCACUGGACUGUGACAGAUUCUGAAAGCAUUCCGACUGGCGAAAUUCGACCGGUCGAGAACAGUGUGAUGGACUUGAGGAAUGCGACUGUGCUUGGUGAUGUUAUUGAUAAAGUGCCGGGCGGCGGUUACGAUUAUAAUUUCUGUUUAUCAGAACCACACGAUUACGAGAAGAGAAAUCUCGUCGCUAAAGUACUGCAUCCGGACUCGGGACGCAGCUUGGAAGUGUACUCGAAUCAGCCGGGCGUUCAGCUUUAUACAUCUAAUUUUUUGCCUGAAAGGAACAACACGGGUAUCCUUGGCAAAGAUGGAGUGCGGUAUUUCAAACAUGCAGCUUUCUGCUUGGAAACGCAAAAUUAUCCCGAUGCCAUAAAUCAUGAAAACUUCCCAAACAGCAUAUUACGACCAGGCGCAAAAUAUAAUCACAUUGUUAUAUAUAAAUUUGGAGUAAAAGUUUAAGACAUUUGGAUAUCUGUAAACUGAAAAAAAAACAAAAAACAAAUAUUAAAUAAAAAAAUCUUAUAUUAUUAUCCUUUUAAUUAAAAAUAAAUAAAUAAAAAGCCUUGUUAAUAUAAUUAUAUUGCUAAAUUUAAUAGUAUCUUGUGUAUAAUUUAAACUAAAAACUUAUUUAAAUUUUCUGUAUUUAUUAUAUUUGAUGUCAUAUAAAUAAUUAACAAUUUAUAA
Molecule: messenger RNA, 1924 nt
Organism: Cataglyphis hispanica
Lineage: Eukaryota; Metazoa; Arthropoda; Insecta; Hymenoptera; Formicidae
Product: galactose mutarotase-like
Exons: 5
Coding region: 566-1699 (377 amino acids)
Biological process (GO): glucose metabolic process; beta-D-galactose catabolic process via UDP-galactose, Leloir pathway
Molecular function (GO): aldose 1-epimerase activity; carbohydrate binding
Source: RefSeq, a predicted model, not a curated record